CCGCAUUGUAAGAUCAGUGAUCAAGAAACUAAUGAGAAAAACUCAACUGCCAGUUUGAAUGACUUCAGUGAUCCAGUUUACAAAGAAAUUGCUAUGACCAAUGGUUAUAUCAACAGAAUGACCCGAGAAGAGCUCAGAUGUAAACUUGCAGAGUUCAAGCUUGAAACCAGAGGGGUGAAAGAUGUGCUGAAAAAGAGACUAAAAAACUACUAUAAGAAACAGAAGUUGAUGCAGAAGGAGCCCAUUAAUGGAGACAGCUACUAUGACUACAUCUGUGUUGUUGACUUUGAAGCAACAUGUGAAGAAGGAAACCCACCUGAAUUCAUUCAUGAAAUAAUUGAGUUUCCUAUUGUCUUACUGAACACACAUACCCUGGAAAUAGAAGAUACCUUUCAGCAAUAUGUGAAGCCAGAGAUUAAUCCCAAGCUUUCAAACUUCUGCAUCAGUCUGACAGGAAUCACCCAGGACAUUGUUGAUAAAGCUGAUACAUUUAUUCAAGUUCUGCAGAAUGUCAUAGAGUGGAUGAGACAGCGAGAACUGGGAACAAAGUACAGCUAUUCCAUGUUGACAGAUGGAUCUUGGGAUAUGAGUAAAUUUUUGAACACCCAGUGCCGUAUUAGCCGUAUCAAAUACCCUUCUUUUGCCAAAAAGUGGAUCAAUAUUCGCAAAUCAUAUGGAAACUUCUAUAAGGUUCCCAGGAACCAGACCAAGCUGACAAUCAUGCUUGAAAAGCUGGGCAUGAAUUAUGAUGGGAGACCUCACAGUGGACUUGAUGACUCUAAAAACAUUGCAAGGAUAGCUAUAAGGAUGCUGCAGGAUGGCUGUGAACUGCGUGUGAAUGAGAGACUGCAUGCUGGACAGCUUAUGACAGUCUCCUCCUCAGCCCCCUUAGAGGGAGCCCCUGCUCCACUAAUGCCCCGCUACAGAACCUAGCAGGUCAGGGGUUCUGCCUUAGGAAAUGCUCUUAGAUACCUGCUAAAGACUCUUAGCCUUUCAAUGGCCACCUCUGCCAGCCUGUCUGCAGUGCAGAAUUUGGAAGCACCUUAACUAAUCGUCUCAGCUGAAAUAAAGACAUGUGGAAGCUCUUUUUCUCUUUGAAGCCUGUGUUACAGCA
Chaetura pelagica (chimney swift) is the source of this 1114-nucleotide messenger RNA. It is a transcript of the gene ERI1, whose product is annotated as exoribonuclease 1. Gene Ontology annotation, biological process: exonucleolytic trimming to generate mature 3'-end of 5.8S rRNA from tricistronic rRNA transcript (SSU-rRNA, 5.8S rRNA, LSU-rRNA). The transcript is spliced from 6 exons. Gene Ontology annotation, cellular component: cytoplasm; nucleolus. The record is from RefSeq and is a predicted model, not a curated record. Gene Ontology annotation, molecular function: 3'-5'-RNA exonuclease activity; nucleic acid binding. Lineage: Eukaryota; Metazoa; Chordata; Aves; Apodiformes; Apodidae. The coding region runs from base 94 to 933 and encodes 279 amino acids.